AUGGAUCCACGGCUGACGGAGGUGACACAGCUGUUUGGACGGUUCAAGGCCGCCUUCGUGAGGAGCGAUUUCUCAUCCUGCGACAAGUUGCUCUCCCAGCUGAAGGUAUUUCUUAAUAUUUAUUACUAUUUUUUUUUCUUUUAUUCCGGGGCGAGGGAAGACCAGCGUGAUGCACGUAAACCCAAUUUGAUGGGUAAAUCUGGAGAAUACAAACUAGUCGUGACGCUGGGUCUUAGAAGGAUGUUUGCGUCAGCGAUGAUUUUAUGUGACGAUGUGUUUUGGUCAUUUUUUUGAUGAGAAAGGGUCUCCGCGUGAAUUUGUUCUCGCGCUUAGUGUUUGCUUCUUUUGGCGGUGAAAUCUGUUUGGAUUAUCCAGGAAAUUCGGUUAGGUCCACGUAACUACUGCUAAGUCUUCGAUUUAUAGGCGGAAAUACUCUCCCUUGUGGGUAAGGUUGCCAUUCUUUGGCUAAAUGAGGUGCAUUUCUGCAGUGGAAGAAUGGGUUAAGUUGGUCGAAUUUUUUUCAUGUUCUCAUAUUGCCUGAUCUGGAGAGUGGUUAUCAGGUAGUGUACCGGGUACAAGGACACAUUUCACAAUGAUGUUUUGUUCCUGUUUCAUCUAAAAGAUCACACCCUACGGCAUGAUUCUGUUUUUAAUCGGGAGACAUUAAGCUCGAAUUUCUAUCAAGAGGAAGAAGAGUCGAGGAAAAAACAUUUCUCAAAUAGCUCAGUGCCAUCAUUGAAAAGAAUCAUCAAACGAGAAUGAAAGAGCUGUGACACACCUUUUUGGACGACUUGAUGGAGAUAAGCCAUAAUGCCGAUAUUAUUUUUCGUUCCCAGUAAAUUGAUCUGCUAUAAACGUUGCCUUACCACUGUUGAAGCAAGGAUAGUUGUCUUUUAAAACAGAUUGGUCAAAUACUCUGUGACUUGGACUCAAACCCUUGUUCAGCGUGCUAAUGUAGUUGGAAUGCUUCAACAGCUGACAUUCAACUAGUUUUUUUCCUCCAAAGAAAGAGGGGACUGCAUGCCUUGUGGUAAUUGAGGACAAAUUAAAGAACCACAACACAUUGCUGAUGUUGAAAUAUUAAGGCGCAGAAGAUAGUCAUGUGUAAAGUUUUGAACGGUGGAUUUUCUUGAACUUUUUAACUAGAAUGCUCAAUUUUCCCUAGUACAUCAUAUGGAUGUUCCAUACGAUGCCUUCUUCACUAGACAAACGUUAACUUGAAAACUUGGAAUUUUUUAGAUAGAAAAGUUGUAAGGAGUGUGGCAAAAUAGAAGUUGACACUAUACCAAUUGGUGCUAGAUGAAUUUUAUUCGAAGCAGUCAUUACUAUGUUGAAUAACCACUUUCAGAAUUUUUCAAAGUCUUGCACCUCAAUUUGGAGAGAGUUUUGGGUGUUAGGGGGCCACAUUAUUCAAUGUUAGAUUCCUAGUUGAUCGUUUUUAUUCUCUUCUUGUUCGGUUUAGUCACAUAGUCAACAGAUAAGUGUUAGAAAAUUUACUUCAAAAUGAUAUAUGUGAUGAUGUUGACAUAGUUUUGUCUCAAUUCAUUGAAAGGAACUGAUAAACUCGUAAAAUAUGAAAAAUGAUUGGGCUGUGGGGGUGGGAUGACAAAGGUCUAUAUUUGGUAAAUAUCAUGUAUCAUAUCAUUGAAGCAAAUAUGGUGAAUGAUACCAAGGUCUGAUGAAUGAUAUUUCCCAAAUAUGGACCUUUGUCACCUGACUCCCAUGGCCCAAUCAUUUUUCCUAUUUUACGAGCUUAUCAGUUCGUUUUGAUAAAUUGGGACAAAAUUAUGUCAACAUCAUCAUAUAUAUCAUUUUGAAGCAAAAUUUCUAACACUUAUCUGUUGACUAUGCAAGAAGAGAGUAAAAAUGGUCAACUAAGAAUCUAACAUUGAAUAAUGUGGCCCCCUAACAUCCAAAACUCUCUCUAACUUGAGGUGUAAGACUUUGAAAAAUUCUGAAAGUGAUUAUCCAACAUAGUAAUGGCUGCUUCGAAUGAAAUUCAUUUAGCACUAAUUGAUAUAGUGUCAACUUCUAUUUUUCCACACUCCUUAGAACUUUCCUAUCUAAAAAUUUUCAAGUUUUCAGGUUAAUGUUUGUCUAGUGAAGAAGGCCCAAGGUAUGAUGAGCCAUUAGAGACUUAAAGUCUACUGGUUUGUAAAUUUACAGUUCUCUCUAUUGGCAGUCAACGCUGACAAUAUUUAGAUACUGGUAAAUUUUAGUUUUUAAUGACAUAAACAAAGCAUAUAGUUGUUAAGGAGCUGCUGGUACCCCUCCUCCUCCUAGAAAAGGGGAGGAGAAGGUAGCCUUGGCUCCAUAUUUUUUUCAAAACGAAGUCUUAUCAGCCUAUUGGCUAAUACUUCAGUAUGGUUUCUGCUCUUAUUGUGUCACAUGGUGUUUUCAUGUCUGUUUAUUUACUAUUAUAUUAUUUUCCAUAUCCUUUUCUUCGCAUUUUUUUCUGAAAGGUUGUGAAAAUGGUUGGGCGACUUUAUCUAACCUUUUGUUAUGUUUGAAGGUACUGUUGACAAAGUUUCCAAGCCUUCCACCAUCGUUUCAGGAGUCACCUAAUGCUAUUCAGGAGCUGACAAUUGCAAGUAAGGCAUUCUCUACAAAUUAGGGAGUAAUGUUCUUCCAGGCUCCUACCUUUUACCUUUGGCGCAGAUACUCGUUGAUUGAAAACUAAAGGAGGGGGUAAUCUUCUCACUACAGAUCAAUAAGCCUCUGGCAGCCUUGGUUUGAAUGGAUCUGGUCCUAAUCUGGUUCACUUGAAGUUAAUCCCAGUUUGGUUCGACUCCAAUCAUCCUAAUGCCACAAGUGGGUGGGAGAAUAUCAGUCUCCAUGGGAUGCUAAUGUACAUUGACCCACAAUCCUCUUUCCGUUUUCAGCCUCAGGAAACACACAAGACCUUAAUUUUUUUUUCACCUUUUUGUUGCAAUUCCCCAGUCAGAGUCUUUAUCACCGAGUGAAGGGGCUUCGUCUGAACUAUAUAAUUCUUGCAAACCCUUUGCCUUUCUUUGAAAUUCUUUUCAGAUGAUUUACAUGACUGUCUUUUGUAAUUAUAUCUCCAUUUUUCUGGAGUCAUCUUUACUUAUGUUUAAUGUAGCUUCUAUACUUGCUGUUUUAUAAAGAUUUCUGGUUAUCCACUUUUGUAGCUGUCGAUAUUACAUUUUCUGAAGCCCUGAAUGUCUACUCUUUUUCCGAUCCUUCUUCUGGAGGGAAAGAACUUUCAUCCUCUGUUUUUAUGAGCAAUUUACAGUCAUUGGUUAUUCUUGAUGAAAUUUCGUGUUGCAUGUUUCAUGCUUUUCUAGCUUUCCAGUUUUUAAUGAACUCUUGUUUGUGACAAAUUUUCAGGAGAUAUAUACGAGCAUGCUGUCGUUCUAAGUGUGAAGACUGAAGAUCAAGAUGCCUUUGAGAGGGAUUUCUUCCAGUUGAAGCCUUACUAUACAGAUACUAGGUAAUUAUGCUUUUCCCAUCUGAAAGCUUAGCUUCUUUGGCUACUUUUGUUGGGUUCUACCUUGGCUAUGAUGCGUCAUGCAAUUUGAUUUCCAUACAAAGAACUGUCCAUAAUGUGGAUAUCAUGCAAGCUUUAUUAACAUGAAUCGGUUGUAUGGGUCCCAUGCACACUCUUUCCUUGAUGAUUUCUCUAAUCUCCUAUUUGUAUCAUGGGUUGACUUGUUCUUCAUCAAGCCAAGGUCCUUUUUCUUUGUGCUCUUAUUUAAUACGUGGAUUAAUCUUGACAAAUGUAAGGGCUUUAUAUCAAACCAUUUAUGUGGUAUUCAAGAGCUCUGGAUCUUGAUUCUUUGUGAAGAAUAUGUUUCUGAUCGGGAGGAGGAGAGUUGGGGCUACUUUAUCAAGCUGAACGCCUUUCUUUCUUUCUUUCUUUGGGUGGUUGUGUGGGAGGACUGGGCCAUGUAGAGUGAAACGGGCACCAUUAAGAGGAAAAACAUGCGGUUUAGAGCUGGGAUCUGGAUCAUCUAGGAUGUGGUAUUCAAGCAUCAGAAAACUUGCGGUCUAGCGCACUGAAGAACGAGAGAAAGGGAACCCAGCAGCUGGAAUCGUAACUUUUCAGUGGAAUUGCGUCUAGUUUGCCUUGUCAAGAAUAGGAUGUCUAACCGAGCUUGAUAAGAAUGGAAAUUGGAAAUGAUCUAUAUACCACAAUAAAUGGCAAAUCAUCUGACAGUGCCAAGAAUUUAACAAGGAAGAACUUUAUAUGUGGUCAUUAACGAUUUUUCCUAGACAAGUUUAGAGAGGGGUCCUCCUUGAAUUGUUGCUUUCUGUUCUUAAUGUGCAUUGGGGUGCCUAUCAGGUUUCUUCUGUUCAGUGCCUUCUUAUCAAAGUUACUUCAUGCAUUUUCUAGCAUAAUUAAGCGUUAAUCUUCAGCACUAACUGCGUUCGUGGCUUGGUUUAUUCAGCGGGAUCAUCCCCCCAUCUCCUCAGGAGUACCCGAUCUUGGGGCUUAAUCUUCUGAGGCUCCUGGUCCAGAAUAGAAUCGCAGAAUUCCACACAGAGCUUGAGCUGCUUCCGACAAGUGCAUUGGAGAACCCUUGCAUUAAGUACGCCGUGGAGCUGGAACAGUCGUUCAUGGAGGGUGCCUACAAUAGGGUCUUGAGCGCCAGGCAGGCUGUUCCACAUGAGAGCUACGUCUAUUUUAUGGAUCUUCUUGCAAAGACCGUCAGGUAUUAUUAAUUAUUAUUAUUAUUUUUAAUUUUAUGCAUAGAUUAUGAUCGCCCAUUUGUAUGCCUAUGGUUUUUCUUUUAAUAUUUCAGAGAAUGUGGCCUCUCUCUCUCUCUCUCUCUCUCUCUCUCUCUCUCUUUCAGGGAUGAAAUAGCUGGUUGUAGCGAGAAGGCUUAUGAUCAUCUGUCCAUUGCUGAUGCAAAGAAGAUUCUGAUGUUCUCCUUGGAUCAAGAUCUUGCGACCUACAUCUCGGAGGUAAAUCUUCCUAUCAACUGUAUUGUAUUGAGAGAAAUGUGUCCGUUAAUCACACGGGUUAGGCUCGUAUCCCGUCUGGUGCCAUUGACCAGAGUGUUAAUCACGUGGCUCGUUACUAAGAUUUGAGGAUUUUACUGAAAUAUUCCAUUAGUAUUAUAUAUAUAUAUUAAUUUCAUAAAUUUUAAUCUAACCCACUAGAAACCAGUCUACCAGGGGUAUCUUCCACCAGUUCCGAUUCUCACUAGGCCCAAAUCUCUUGCAUGAUACAGGAGCGCCCCGAGUGGGAGAUCAGAAGCGGCUGUGUGUUCUUCCAGAAGGCGAGGGAGUCGGCCCCCAGCAAGGAGAUACCUUCCCUGCAGCUUAUCAACCAGACCCUGAGCUAUGCCAGAGAACUGGAGAGGAUCGUCUAG
Messenger RNA from Spirodela intermedia, 5336 nucleotides. NCBI's taxonomy places the organism in Eukaryota, Viridiplantae, Streptophyta, Magnoliopsida, Alismatales, Araceae. The record is from the annotation of a GenBank genome assembly.